Molecule: messenger RNA, 1630 nt
Organism: Colletotrichum phormii
Lineage: Eukaryota; Fungi; Ascomycota; Sordariomycetes; Glomerellales; Glomerellaceae
Product: autophagy-related protein 27
Exons: 3
Coding region: 358-1392 (344 amino acids)
Source: RefSeq, a predicted model, not a curated record
AUUCUCCCAGCAGCAGCCAAAACGAGGUCAUCCACCCGCUGCCACAGUCCACUUGCUUCGGUCUCCCAAGCCACAUGAACGACACGCCGUGACCUGCCCGUUUUCUGUUGCCUGCCCAGCGUCCAGAACCACAUUCAUUACGUUACUAAAACUUCUUCUUUCUACCUGUCCCCCCUUUUUUCCUCUCAAUACCUUACUUUACGCAAUCUUGCAGGAGCUCUGCUUGCUAAGCUUUUCCCAUCUUGAUCUGUGUGCGGAUAGCCCCCAGCAGAUCCGCCUCCCCCGAAACCCCCAAUCGAAGCUCAGACGGUCCCCCGUUUCCAUCCCCGAGAGAAACGCUUGGCCGGCUCUCCCGCGAUGCAUUUUCCUCGACUACCGCGGGCCGAAGGAGCCUUUGUGCUGGCACUGCUGUUGGCACCUCUGCCUGCGGCAGCGAUGCUCGAUUGCAAACACAUCCGAGUCGACGACGUCUCAUUCAACCUCGAGGCGCUAGGCGGACCGCACAGCGUCGUGACCAGCCAGUGGCAUCCACCCACGUUCACCAACACAUCUUAUACCGUUGAUAUCUGUGCUCCUCUGAAGCGCAAAGGAGACGUCAAGAAGGAGGAGCAAUGCCCUAGCUUUACAAGAGUAUGUGCCAUUGAACGCAACAUUCAUCCAGGCGACAAGAAGGACGAAGUCGAGAAAGUGAUACCUAUUGCCGGCGAGCUGGGCGACCACGGCGGAAGCAAACUGGACGCCACAGCAGAACGCCUCAAGUCGAGCGACUCCAACUCGGACGCGAAGAAGGAGGGCGUCCGCCUGAUCCUCAACGGAGGCUCGUACCCGCUGGGUAAGAACGGCAGGAACCAAAAGGCCAUUAUCGAGUUCCUCUGCGAUCGCGACAGGACGGGUCUCGAGGGAGAGGUCAAGCCCGAGGACCAGUACGACGGCAGCCAAUUCAGGGCGCGCGAGGAGGGCAAGGAGGGUGAAGAUGACGGACCUUCGCCCGACGAGAAGCAGAUUGUGAUGAAUGGGACGGCUUUGAUCUGGAACAGCUACGGUCCCAGCGAGAAGAACGACAUGGAUGUGCUGAGGUUGACGUGGCAUACCAAGUACGCGUGCGAGGACGCGUACGGUAAGCCGCCUGCGGAGGGUGGCAGUGGUGGUGGUGACACGAGCAGCCACUGGGGCUUCUUCACCUGGCUCUUUGUCUUGGCCUUCCUCGGUAUCGCCGCAUACCUCAUCUUCGGCUCGUGGCUGAACUACAACCGAUACGGCGCUAGGGGCUGGGAUCUUCUACCGCACGGAGACACCAUUCGCGAUAUCCCCUACUUGGUGAAGGAUUGGACUAGGAACGUGCUCAACACCGUGAACACCAGCGGUGGCCGAGGCGGAUACAGUGCCGUCUAGGUGUAAGACUGAGAUGAUGAUCCUCGUCCACAGCAUCCACUCAGAGAGAUGACAGGAAAAGAGAGAAAGGAAAGUGUACAUUCUAUAGUUGUAAACUGGAUUAGUGGCUACGGUUCUGGGUUUGCAUCAUUCUCGCGAGUCUAAGUCGCGACUUGGAGUUGGGACCCGUGUCUGGUCCUCCGGAGCUUUGUCGCAUUAGCUUGUUUGUUCUAAGCAAUACAUAUUUUAUUGAAAUGGA